AUGAGUCACGAGCGAGUCGUGGAGGCAGUGCUGUGGGUGAUCUUCGCCGCGACCCUGCUCAAGACCGUUCUGGUGGCCAACGCGUUGUGGAGCGUCGCAAGCGAAUCUGGGAAGAAAGCAGUUGCAGCUCCCGGUGGGCAAAGGUCAGGGCAGGCCAGCUCAAGCGGCGCGGGCGACCAAGCGGAUCGCAACACCUCUUUACGCCCGCCACCGCUGGGCCGGCAACGGGCCGGAGGCGAUCGGCGCACGCUACCUUCGAAACUGAGUUGGAGGUCUGCCUUUUUCACCGCUCCGCGAACGACAGCAGUCGAGAGCAUGCCUGGUUGCCGCAUGAGCGGGAAACUCGUGCAAUCGCUGGGUGAUGAUUCGGUGGUGGUGGUGGCGAUGUUUCUCCGCGUCCCCACGGGAUGCUAACAAAAGCAGGAAAUCGAAAGAAGAGAUGAAUUAUGUAGCGAUGAAUCUUCCAUGCUGCCACGUUGGCCAGGCACACGCCCAUUGGUUCUUCGGGCCUUGUGUGUGUGUGUGUGGAAUGUGGAAGACUGCUGCUUGCGCAUAUCCAAUAGAUGGUAAUGUGAUGUUGUUGCAUCUCUGGGAUUUGAAAUCCGGCUGCCCCCAUUCUCCAACCGUGGUAUUUAUUCCUCAUCAGGGGAUGGAUGGAUUGCCCUUGGUGACCGCGAGCUCCACACCUACCCACCCGAAUGCGAUGCCUGGCGUUCAUAUGACAAUUAACGUCAGUUCUGCUUGAAUGUCGCGUUUGUGCUGCUUUAUGGUACAUCGGGGAGGGGAUUCAUUGCUUCUCGUCCUCGCUGCUGCUGCUGCUGCUGCUGCUGCUGUAGCUGCUGCGGCGCGCCCGCCGCCUGCCGUUAUAUAUGCUAUGUGAAUGAUUUGAUGCUCGGGCAUUGGUUGACGGGGGUACUCAUCUGCAGGUAGGUUUACGCUAGGGUUGGAAGCAAGCGAGGCAGCCCUCAGCCCUCGCGUGCCGGUCCGCAGAUAUAAUAUAUGCACAUGUACCGCCAAAGUCCACGAUAGCCGUAUCCUCCAUUUACAGCAGU
Molecule: messenger RNA, 1052 nt
Organism: Ectocarpus siliculosus
Lineage: Eukaryota; Phaeophyceae; Ectocarpales; Ectocarpaceae
Source: the annotation of a GenBank genome assembly